GUAUCACCCUCGUCUACAGCUACACCUAGUGCUACACCACAUGAUACGAUGUCUGCUCUAGCUCCUGGCCAGAAGGACAGACUUGGUAGAGUCAUGAUUGAGCUGGAUGGAUCAUCGUGGCAUCCUGCAAAGGAUGCUGCCCGGGCUUUAAAAGAGUGUGUUAGAAGACUCUAUACACAAGCUUAUCACUCUUGGAGCGAGAUUCCAAACAGUAUACGCCAGGCGAUGUUUAAUAACUUUAAGACUAUGUGUACUUGGGAGUCGAGGUACAAUUUGGUCAUUGGGAUCACANUCCGGAUGUGUGGACAGCAGAAGCUGCGAGCUGCUACUGUCAAAAAUAUUGCAAAAAAAGCGAUGGACAGCGUGGUUUAG
Messenger RNA from Solanum stenotomum, 372 nucleotides. RefSeq lists its product as uncharacterized. Lineage: Eukaryota; Viridiplantae; Streptophyta; Magnoliopsida; Solanales; Solanaceae. The transcript has 4 exons. The record is from RefSeq and is a predicted model, not a curated record. Bases 49 to 372 code for a protein of 107 amino acids.